Messenger RNA from Leptosomus discolor (cuckoo roller), 1262 nucleotides. Lineage: Eukaryota; Metazoa; Chordata; Aves; Leptosomiformes; Leptosomidae. The record is from RefSeq and is a predicted model, not a curated record.
UUUGAUAGUGGAGUGUUACUGCUUAGCACACACAGACUAAUCUGGAGGGAUCAGAAGAAUCAUGAGUGCUGUAUGGCUAUACCUCUGUCUCAGGUCGUCUUUAUUGAAGAGCAAGCGGCUGGGAUAGGAAAAAGUGCCAAAAUAGUAGUUCAUCUUCAUCCUGCUUCUUCAAACAAAGAGCCUGGUCCAUUCCAAAGCAGCAAAUAUUCCUACAUCAAACUUUCUUUCAAAGAACAUGGGCAGAUUGAGUUCUAUAGACGAUUAUCAGAAGAAAUCACACAAAGGAGGUGGGAGAACAUGCCUACUGGUCAGACCAUUCAAGUCAACAGGGAUCCGCAGGCAGGAAGAGUAAGGGCCGUAGGAAUUGUAGGGAUCGAAAGGAAAUUAGAGGAAAAAAGAAAAGAGACUGACAAAAACAUUUCCGAGGCUUUUGAGGAUCUUAGCAAACUAAUGGAGAAGGCUAAGGAAAUGGUGGAGUUAUCCAAGUCAAUAGCUAAUAAGAUUAAAGAAAAACAAGGUGACAUCACUGAGGAUGAGACUAUUAGGUUCAAGUCCUAUCUGCUGAGUAUGGGUAUAGCUAAUCCAGUUACUAGGGAAACAUAUGGAUCUGGUACACAUUACCACAUGCAACUGGCGAAGCAACUGGCUGGAAUACUGCAAACACCAUUAGAGGAGCGAGGAGGGAUCAUGUCACUUACAGAAGUGUACUGUCUGGUAAAUCGCGCACGAGGGUUAGAGUUGCUGUCACCAGAAGAUUUAGUAAAUGCGUGUAAGAUGCUGGAGUCACUGAAAUUACCACUAAGACUUCGGAUAUUUGACAGUGGUGUGAUGGUGAUUGAACUCCAGUCUCAUAAUGAAGAGGAAAUGGUAGCUUCUGCUUUAGAGACAGUAUCUGAAAAGGGUUCUCUCACAGCUGAUGAGUUUGCUAAGCUGGUGGGGAUGUCUGUUCUCUUAGCCAAAGAAAGGCUGCUUCUUGCUGAAAAGAUGGGCCAUCUUUGCAGAGAUGAUUCAGUGGAAGGCUUGAGAUUCUACCCAAAUCUAUUUCUGACGCAAAGCUAAUGUAGUUUGUGUACAAUUUGUUACGUAACGGUUGAACAAGAGAGCAGGGAGCAGAACCCUUCCAACAACUGACUUUACAAUUUUUAUUUUGUUAGUCAGCUGCAACAGUGAUGAACAUUGCAAUGCUUUACGGUUCUCAGGUAUUUCAAGUGCUGAAUCCUCUUACGUGGAACUGAAAGGAAAUAGGAAUCGAUAAGUCAGAA